AUGCAAGCCAUCCUUGCCAUUCCCCACCCAAAAACAUUAGCUCAAGUGAACAAAUUUAUCGGAAAAAUAGGAUGGUACAGAAAAUUCCUACCAAAUUUUGCUAAAAUUGCUGCCCCGAUUCACAAAGUCACAAACAAGAUAAAGAGGAAGAAACACGAGUUCUAUUGGCAUGAUGCGCAAAUCCAAGCGGCGAACAAAUUGAAACAAAUGUUGACAGAAGAACCAUUACUGCUGAAAUAUCCACAUCCAACGGCGCCAUUCAGUCUGGCUACGGAUGCGUCGGAGUACGCCAUUGGUGGCGCAUUGAAACAACUUGUUGACGGAAAAACCCACUAUAACUAUUUUCUGUCGCGGUUGCUGACACGUCCGAGAGCAACUACAAGACAAUUGAACGCGAAGCGUUAG
Messenger RNA from Didymodactylos carnosus, 405 nucleotides. Lineage: Eukaryota; Metazoa; Rotifera; Eurotatoria; Philodinida; Philodinidae. The record is from the annotation of a GenBank genome assembly.